UGGUGAGUGGUUAGCACUGUUGCCUCACACCUCUGCGGCCCAGGUUCAAGUGUCCGCCUGGGUCACAUGUGUGUGGAGUUUGCAUGUUCUCCCCAUGUCGUUGUGGGGUUUCCUCCGGGUACUCCGGUUUCCCCCCACAGUCCAAAAACAUGCUGAGGCUAAUUGGAGUUACUGAAUUGCCCAUAGGUGUGCAUGUGUGAGUGAAUGGUGUGUGAGUGUGCCCUGCGAUGGGCUGGCCCCCCAUCCUGGGUUGUUCCCUGCCUCAUGCCCAUUGCUUCCGGGAUAGGCUCUGGACCCCCUGCGACCCAGUAGGAUAAGCGGUUUGGCAAAUGGAUGGAUGGAUGGAUUUUAUACUUUUAAAUGACAUUUUAUGACUGUUUUUUACAAGUUGAAUACUUGUAUUCGUGUAAUGUUAUAUAUUGCAUAAUUCUGUAUUGUAAUGGCUAAUAUUUGCUUCCUGUUUUCCUUUUAUGGAUAGUGUAUUACACUCUUACAUGAUUGUUUGUCGAGUUGAGGCUAAGCCACUGCUACAACUGCAGUUACUGCAUGUUGCUAGUAGGGACACCCCGACUUCUAAGCCAAAUCCUAGGUGAUAGUAGUGGGGUAUUAUCUUCACACUACUUAAAUAAAUAUUCACCGAGGUCAUUCAUCAUUGUUUUCACCAUCUACGUCCAAAUGUCUGGUGAACGUCAGUGAAUAAAGACAUUCUAAACACAUCUGCAAUUACCUUCAGCCGUAUAUAAAGCUAAAACAUCUGCAUGAAAAACACCCUAGUAAAUUCGAACUAGUGUUAGCCAGUGUAGUAAGGUGGCUUGGAAACAUGCUUGGCUGGGAAAUAAUUGCAGUGGAACCAAAUUCAAACCUAUGGUAAAGUAUCUUAUGGGUACGGCACUUUUAAUGAAGUUAAUAAUUAUCGCACAAAAACUCAGCCUACAUAUGAAUAUGAUCCGUGUUUCUCUAUCAGAUCUAGACUAUAGCAACAUACAUUAAUGUCGUGUUUUUCUUAAAGACAUACUCUUAUCACACAGCCCAACACUGCUUCUUCGGAAAUCUGCUUGAGCGAUAAAAUAACAUGAAAGAACAGCGUGUCCUAUCGGGCAGCUUCAGCGCUGACAGACGCCGGCUUUGCGUCAUUUCCGGUAUUAAGAGGACUCGAAGGAAAACGGCUUGGGGAGCACGUCGCAAAGUUAAGAGACGAAAUGGGUGUUGGUUGGUGUCCGCCUGUUCGGUCGUCAUAUAUUCUAGAGCGUCUGUCAUGCCCUGCGAAGUGAAGACCCGCUUUCUACUGCUCUACGGAUCCCAGCGUGGCCAAGCGCAGUCCAUAACCGAGGAGAUACGCGAUCAGGCGGAGGAGCACGGAUUCAUCGCGGACCUCUACUGUCUUAGCCAAAAAGAAAGGUAUGACCUGGAAAAAGAAAUUGCCCCCGUUGUUUUUGUAGUAUCUACCACUGGCGAUGGAGAACCUCCAGAUACCGCCCUGAAGUUUGUGAAGGCAAUAAAAGACAAGACCUUGGCCAGUGACCACUUCAAACAUCUACGCUAUGCUCUCUUAGCAUUGGGCGACACAAACUAUACAUAUUUCUGCGAAUGUGGGAGAACCAUUGACAGACGUCUGGCAGAACUUGGAGCCAAACGCUUCUAUGCUACAGGAUUCGCGGAUGAUAGCGUGGGACUGGAAAUAGUGGUGGAUCCGUGGAUCAAAGGACUUUGGGAAGCUACAAGAACAGCUUCAUCAGAGAUGUCCACUUCUGGACAAGAAACAGCUGGCUGCCUGGAGGCUGUACCAAACAGCGAUCUGGCAACCCCGGAGGAACCAAGUGGCAAUAACUCAGGGGGGAGUUUGAACAUCCACCUCCUCAGCCUCAGGGAUGUUAAUGGUCCAGCCCACGAGCUUUCAAAACGUGGACCAGCAGAGGAGAAGUCUGGAACAGAACAUACCAUACUGACCCUCUCUUUGCCCCCAUUGUCUGAGUCUGCCCUCAACGUGCCCACUCUGCCUCCCUCUUUCAUUGAUGUCCAGCUGCUAGAUGGCUCUGCAGUGGAGAAUAACGGGCCGUGUCGGAAGGAAGGCGUCUAUGAGGUACCCGUGACCUCAGCCGUUCAAGUGACCCGGGAGGACGCUGUGAGGACGGCCCUGUUGGUGGAGCUGGAUGUUUCUGAUCUCGACAUCCGCUACCAGCCCGGGGACUCAUUCGACGUGCACUGUCCGAACGGCCAGGCGGAAGUGGAGGACCUGCUGGGUCGCCUGGGUCUGGCCGGCUGGCAGAACCACGCCGUCCAGCUGCGGCUGCAGGCCGACACCAAGAAAAAGGGCGCGCAGAUUCCCAGUCACAUCCCAGAGAGCUGUUCCCUGCAGUAUCUCCUCACCUGGUGCCUGGAGAUCAGAAGUGUCCCCAAAAAGGCUUUCCUCCGGUCCCUGGUGGACUGCACAGCAGACCCCUCCGAGAGACGCAGGCUGCAGGAGCUGUGCAGCAAGCAGGGCUCGGUCGAAUACAACAGGCUCGUGAGAGACCCUGACCUAUGCCUGCUGGACCUCCUGUACGCCUUCCCCUCCUGCUCGCCUCCCUUGAGCCUCCUUAUAGAGCACUUGCCAAAACUGCAGCCGAGAUCAUACUCAGCAGCGUGCUCCAGCCUCCGUCACCCAGGGAAGCUGCAUAUUGUCUUCAACGUGGUGGAGUUUCCGCCAUGCCCUGGACGUCCCAUCAGCAGGAGAGGAGUGUGCACGGGGUGGCUGUCAGACAAAGUCUCACCCAUCCUCUGCCCACAUGGGGCGGCCGGACCCCCUUCAGGGAACCCUGACCUUUCUGACCCCCUGAAGGUGUGUGUGAGCCUCCGCCCCAGCUCUGCCUUCCGCCUGCCCGCUGACCCGUCCGUGUCCCUCAUCAUGGUGGGGCCUGGGACGGGCGUCGCCCCUUUCAUUGGCUUCCUCCAGCACAGGGAGAAACAACGGCAGCAGGACCGGGGGACAGCUUUUGGGGAGACGUGGCUAUUCUUUGGCUGCCGCCAUGAAGAUCGAGACUUUCUCUUCCGGGAGGAGUUGGAGAUGUUCCUGACGAGCGGCACCCUCACCCACCUGAAGGUCUGCUUCUCCCGGGACCCCCACGAAGGGGCAGAGCCCCCACCCAAGUAUGUGCAGCACAACCUCCGCCUUAACUCCCAGGCCGUCUGUGACAUCCUCCUCCGACAGAAAGGCUGCUUUUACGUCUGCGGGGAUGCCAAAAACAUGGCCAAAGAUGUCAACGACACCCUGAUCGACAUAAUUGGAAAGGAGCUGCAGGUGGAUAAGCUUGAGGCGAUGAAGGCAGUGGCGGGACUGCGGGAGGAGAAGCGCUAUCUGCAGGACAUCUGGAGCUGAGCGACUCGCUGGGCACCACGGAGGCUUUGCUGUGUUUUUAAUCUGAAGAAGACGCAGGGCAUCUGCAUGUGCGGCCUCGCCCAGCCGUGCCCUCUGGCUGUCAUUGCUUACGGUGCCCUGCUGCCUUCUGACUCCGGCACGCUGGUUUCUCCUCACAUCUUGACCUUCAUUUAUAUUCACGGGUCGGGUCACGCUUCUGUGAAGAGUACGACUGUGUCUCUCCGGGGAAUGCCGGGGUCACGUGAGGCCAACCUGCUUUUUUUUAAUUUUAUAUUUGGGGAGGGGGGGGGGGGUGGAGGGUAGUCGGGUUAGUUUUAUGAUUUUAUGAUAUCCUAUUCUUUUAGUUCAGCUUGUUCCUUAUGAGUAUAUAAUAAGUUUAUAAUAACUAUAUACGAGUAGAGCCGGGUGACACACUGGGCCACACUGUUCCCUCACACUUACAGCAGUGGGGAGGUGUGCGUGUGUGUGCGUGUGUGUGCGUGUGUGUGUGUGUGUGUGUGUGUUUCCUCUGGGCUCUCCUGUGUUCUGCAGCCCAGUGAUAUGCAGUUCCGCUAACCGACGUAUUUGAGUUGCCUGUAGUGUGUUUGUAUGCACCCUCUGAUGGACUGGCAUCCCAUCAAGGGUGUUCCCCUACCGAUGCUGCCUGGAAUAGGCUCCACCCUCAGUGACCGUAUCCACGACAAUUAGGAGUUGGGUGGAUAAGUACAGACUCUAAAGAAUUUUAAUCUAUAGACAAAAAUUUUAAGUGAUAUCAGACUUAUAACGUACAGGUGCCGCCCUACCUCUAGUCCUUGUCAUAUUUGGGCUUCAAUAUUUUUAACAACCUCAGCAUCAUAUUUCUUUAAAAAUCUAUAGCAGACGCAUAAAACCAGCCCUGUUGCACUGAUUGCAUGGAUUUUUUCCCCCUCAAGUCAUUGCUCCCCUGGGAGGGGUGCCGCUGAUCCUGCUUGGGUCCACUUCCCUCUAUGCAGACACCCUUCAGAACCCAAGACUACCAGAGGGUUUCAGCUGGUUGGUUCUAGAAAACCUUAUUGUUCCUACUGUAUCGUGUGCCUGAUUUCCAGACUUGCAUAGACGCAAAAGCCUGUCGAGGUAAAAUAUUAGACCUGUUUUGUUUGCACCAUUUAAUUUGCACCAUUACUCGAAGAUCUUGGGCUGGAAUCUAAGAGGAGUGCAUUUCUCUCACCUUCCGUGUUGCUCUGAAACUUCCUUUUAAUCAUGCAGUGCUUGCACAGGGAUAAGCAGAUAACCUGCCUUAAGCUGGGCGUCUGCCGGAGUGGCAGACAGUCGAUAGUCGGCCACAAAGCGGCCAUUGUGCAGUGAUCUGUGAGCGGUAUUUAAAGGGGGUUCAUACAACAUGCACUGCUCACCCAUAAUGGUUUACAGACCUCCUUUGGAGAACUCACACAUUCUGCCAGUUAAAAGUGCCUUUAGGCCGAUCUGUGUUUCUACUUUGAAAUUAGUGUACAGCAUCUGUGAUUUCUUUUGUGCCUCACUGUGUGAGCGGUGUCACGUUUCGGUUUGCUUUUUAGCCCUCUUGUUUUUCCAUUUAAAGACACCGCAACAUGGAACGGCCUUUUAAUUCUGUGUGAAACAUGGCGCCUUGUCUCUGGAGAAUAAGAAAUAAAGCGAAUCCUCGUGUUAGCAGCCCGUCA
Brienomyrus brachyistius is the source of this 5010-nucleotide messenger RNA. RefSeq names its product 5-methyltetrahydrofolate-homocysteine methyltransferase reductase (gene mtrr). Gene Ontology annotation, molecular function: FMN binding; flavin adenine dinucleotide binding; [methionine synthase] reductase (NADPH) activity. Gene Ontology annotation, biological process: homocysteine metabolic process. Bases 1073 to 3355 code for a protein of 760 amino acids. The transcript is spliced from 15 exons. Lineage: Eukaryota; Metazoa; Chordata; Actinopteri; Osteoglossiformes; Mormyridae. The record is from RefSeq and is a predicted model, not a curated record. Gene Ontology annotation, cellular component: cytosol.